Colias croceus (clouded yellow) is the source of this 5546-nucleotide messenger RNA. RefSeq names its product leucine-rich repeats and immunoglobulin-like domains protein 3 (gene lbk). Bases 467 to 3145 code for a protein of 892 amino acids. The record is from RefSeq and is a predicted model, not a curated record. NCBI's taxonomy places the organism in Eukaryota, Metazoa, Arthropoda, Insecta, Lepidoptera, Pieridae. The transcript has a single exon. Gene Ontology annotation, molecular function: protein binding.
AAUAGAAUAACUGAAAUUUAAAUCCAUAGUACAUACAAAACAUUAUUAUUAAUUAGGUAUUAUUUUGAAGUAAGCUACAAAGAUAUAAAUUUUAGCAUUUGAAUUCCCUACAUCCAGAAACUUACCAAAAAUAUCAAAUUCAGCUAGGUACCAAUUCAGCUACAAAGAUAGUAACGCCAUCUAUUGAGUAAAGAUACACAAUAGAAAACUCGUUUCUACUUUACAUUUUCUAUCGUCUUUGUCAUUAAAGAAAAUGGCGGUCGUGUUGAGAGCUGUAAAUAAUGAGUGGUGUUGUUUUUCUGUGUUAUAUUGCGUAUUAGUGACAAAAUGUAAUGCGUUAAUAAAGUGCUAUUAAGCGGACUUUUGUGGGAACUCUAAGUGUAAACAUAUUUUUGUUUGAAUUAUGUAAGAACAAGAACAAAACAUCGGUUGCAUUCAAUGAAUCGAGCUUCUUCGAUGCAUAAAAAUGGGAGUCUCCCAUAUUAUACGCAUUGUGACGACGAUUUUGAUGUUAUUGCGAUGUUUUACGCUCGCUGAAAAUAAUGAAUGCCCUCAAAAAUGUGACUGCUUGGAACAAUAUGUAGAUUGUUCAAAAAAAAAUUUGGUAAUCGUGCCAAGAAUUCCUAAGUGGGUGGAACAACUGGAUCUAAGCUACAAUAAGUUGAAUGAAGGCGUUACUGAAGGAUUGGAUAAGUUAAUAUCAUUAAAGAUAUUAAAACUUGACAAAAAUGCGAUACAACGCAUUCCGAGUUUUAUUGAUCAACAUCAAAUACAAGAAGUUAGUCUAAACAGAAAUAGCAUCAUGUCAAUAGACGUCGGCCGAUUUCCGGCAAAUAGUUCAAUGAGAACAUUGAGUUUAAAUAGUAAUCAUAUUAAAGUGAUUCAGGAUGGAGCUCUAAACAAUUUAACUAACCUUAUCACUUUAAAACUGAACAGAAAUGAAAUAUUAUCAUUACCUAAUCAUUUAUUUAUGUAUCAAUCUAAUUUGAAAACAUUGGAACUCAAUCAUAACAAACUGCAUGUUAUCAAUGGUCUACUUUUUCAAGGACUCUCCAAUUUGACUGUUUUGAAAAUCAAGUACAAUAAUAUAGAAAACAUCAUGGAUGGUGCCUUUUUUGGAUUUAAAUCUGUGAAUUUACUGCAAUUGGAUCACAAUAAAAUUAAAAGUAUAUCUAAAGGUUGGAUGUAUGGCCUUGAAUCGUUAACAACAUUAUCAUUGUCUAAUAAUUUAAUAUCACACAUUGAUAUUGGUUCCUGGGAGUUGUGUACAAAUUUAGAGGUGUUGGAUUUAUCUCAUAAUUAUAUAAUAGAAAUAGAAGGCCGUACUUUCCAACAUCUUACCAACCUCCAUACACUAAAUUUAAGUAGCAACAAUAUAUCAUCAAUAUCACAGGAAGCUUUUAGUCAUAUUAUACAAUUACAAUCACUUUACUUGAAUAACAACAAAAUAUCAUGGACUGUAGAAGACAUGUCUGGACCAUUUUCAAAAUUAACAAAUUUAAUAACUUUUAGUCUAUCUGCAAAUCAUAUUAAAUCAAUAAGCUCUAGAGCAUUUGAAGGCUUAACAAAUGUUGUAGAAUUGGAUCUAAGAAACAAUAAUAUUACAUCAAUACAACAGCAUGCAUUUGAUUCUAUGACAAAAAUAAGAAAACUCCAUUUUAACACUUCAUCUCUGCUUUGUGAUUGUAAUAUUCUUUGGAUGGUUAAAUGGAUUAGAGAGAAAUUAGAUUCAAAGUUUGUAACUGCUACAUGUGCAUACCCAGCUGAAGUUCGUGGUACAUUAAUAUCUAAACUUAAAGAAGAAAAUUGUGGUGAUUCACCUAAACCCAAAAUUGUGGAACAUCCCAAAUCUCAUUUAGCUAUCAAAAAUCGCUCUGCAAAUCUAGUGUGUUCUGCUACUUCAAAUCCUUUUAGCAAUAUGACUUUUCUAUGGAGAAAGAAUAAUGGCAAUGUUAGUAAUCCUGUGGUGUAUGAAAAUGUCACUUUGACGCAUAAAGGGCAACAAGCUACAUCUGUAUUAAUGAUUCCUGAUGUAUCACAUACAGACUCUGGAAAAUAUCAGUGUGUGGUAAGCAAUAAAUUUGGAACAACUUAUUCUUCAAAAGCUAAAAUGAAUAUUGUGACAUUUCCACGUUUUUUGAAAACUCCCACUAAUGUAACAGUGAAAACUGGUGAGACAGUCACAUUGAAUUGUGCUGCUACAGGAGAUCCACCACCAGAAAUAUCAUGGAAAAAAGAUGGUGGCAAUGAUUUUCCAGCAGCCAGAGAGAGGAGAAUGAAUGUUAUGCCAACAGAUCAUUUAUUCUUCAUAGUAAAUGCAAAAACUACAGAUAUGGGUGUUUACAGCUGUGCAGCAAAAAAUCCAGCUGGUACUAUCAUAGCAAAUGCAACAUUGACUGUUUUACAAGAACCCUCCUUCAUAAGAGUACUAGAGAAUAAAGAGGUAACUAGUGGUGAAUCAGUGGUCCUACAGUGUAUGGUCCAAGGGUCUCCAACACCAGUAUUAAAAUGGUUUAAAGAUGGCACUCCCAUUGUGCCCUCUGAACGUCAUUAUCUUACUGGUAAUGAUCAAUUGUUAAUUAUUAUUGGUGCCAAGUCAAGUGAUGCAGGUCAUUAUGAGUGUGAAAUAACAAAUGACUUAGGAACCAAAAAAGAUAUGAUAGAAUUGAAAGUAUUACCACCUGUUGCAAUAAUGGUCAAGGAGGAAAAUAUGACAGGUAUUAUUGUAAUAACGGUAGUGUGCUGUGCAGUUGGCACAUCAAUAAUUUGGGUUGUUAUUAUCUAUCAUACCCGCAGACGUAUGGCAGGUGCUGUGCGUAACUAUCCCACCGAAAGUGUGAAAAUGACACAAGUAGUGCAUAGUGACAGUGACUCUCCUCAUAUGUUCCCCGAUAAUAUAUCUGAACAUUCUUCAUGUAAGGACAGUGGUACAGGUGACUCUGCGAAACAAACUAGUUUUGAUGGUGUGCCCACUGAUAGAAGUGAACAAGUGCAUUUUGAGACUGCUUUAUGUCAUAGUUAUUCCCCAGUGCCAGAAGCACAUAAGCUUUUACCUUCUUCCUUCAAACCGUCUAUUCAAGUGUGUGUAAAUACAUGUGUCACACCAGCUACUUAUAGUUUUUCUAGUCACAGUGGUAAUGUUUAAGUAUAUUAUGAUGUAUUUGUAUUAAAUUUUUUAUGAAUAUUGUUGUUAAAACAUUGCAUUUUCACUAACUGUAUGUCAAUAUUUAUUCAUAGUUAUAAUUGUUACCUUUUUAUCUAUCUAUCUACAUAUAUAUAGUAUAUUUUAACAUAAUUAAACUACUCUAACGAAGUGAAACUUAUGCACUGCCUCAGUAUUUGUUGUUAGUGGAAAAGCAUUGUUCAUUAGUGUUUUAUAUACAUUUAUUUUAGUACAAAAUGUAAUAAACUUGCCAGUAUUGGUUUGAUGUAAAGACUGAAUGUCAUUUAUGUGUUUGUUUGAAUCUUGUUAUUUUCUUAUCUUUAUAUUUAGGCAAUAAAUAUAAUUAGAACUAGUGAAUAAGAUUUAUUCUAAUUUACAUAAUGUUAUUUUCAUUUGCCUGUAAUUUCAACUUUCAUGUGAUUGUAUGGUAGCUACAUUGAAUUAAUGUUUGUUUUGAUGAAUUGUAUUAACAAUUUUUUUUUUACUUGAUUUAAUGAGUAAGUUACUUGACAUAUUUUUGCAGUGCAGCUUUUUAAAAUUAUUUUUAUAUUGCCUGUAACAAUUAAUAUAACCAAGUAACAAUAAUUGAUAGACUUGAUUAAGAUAAGGAAAAUUAAGCUUAGAAAUUAUGUAAUUAGAGAAGUGCUGAGAUUAAACAAUGUAAAUGGGCACAAAGUAGGAAAUUGAAUGUAAAGCUUCACAUAUAAACCAAAAUAAUGUUGUAGUUACUAGUAACAUAAUACGAAAAAAAAUAGGAUUGAUCUGAAAUUUGCCUCAACCCUUAGUUUUUACAUCCACUUUAACAAUUUAGAUCAAUGUAUUUUAUGGCUAUAAAUAACAUAAGACUGUUUUACUGCUUACACAUGCAAAAUAUGAAGUGUAAUGAGCUUACUAUGUGUAUGUAAUAACUAAUAACCAUUGACUAUUGCCUAAUCCUUCAAUUGAUAUAGAAUUAAAUUACCAUAAUAUUUCUUUCUUAAGUUGUAAAAUAUAGAUUUGUGGUUAUUGAUUAGAUAAUAUUUAUUGUACAUAAUAAUUUGCAAACUGGAUAACAGUAGUGAAAAUAAAUAUUUAUAUCAUCAACAGUAGCUAAGUAGUAUUCACUUGAAUUCUUUAAAAUUUUCCUUUUGAAUGGUACCUACUACCUACAUAAUAUGUAAUUUUUGUGUAAAUAAUAACGGAAGUUUCCUUAAACUGAAUGAACCCAGAUAAUUAUUCAAUCAGAAGCUAUUCUAACGCUAUGUUGACUCUUUGUUGUAAUUUAAGUUUGUUUGAAUAUGUUACGUUCAACUACUAUCAGUCUGGUAAAAACUAAAAUAACUUUAAAAAGAAAAAUCAUAAUUUAUACAUAGGUACCACAUAUUAUUUACGUGUAUUUUCUCAGGACAAACAUACAUCCAUAGACAAUAUGAAAUUUUAUAAUAUAGUUUAAAAUUUUGAAGUUAAUUUAAUACUAAUAGUACAACGAAAAUAUAUUCGUAGACCGGUGCAAAAUGCUAGUAUCGAUUUGACGAUUUGACCAUUUUUGUAGAUUGUUUUUCGAGGAACAACUUUUACAUACAACAUUUUUUCAUUAAGUAAAUAGCUAAGUUCUUACAGCGCUCCGAAGUGAGUACUAUUUUUCAGUACUCUUAACUAUACAGUAUACAUAUUAUAUUAUGUGUGUACUAAUAACAAUUUGUCAUCAGUAAUUAAUACCCGUUUAUACCUGGCAACCCAAUAGUUGUGAGUUGUGACUGGAAAAAAAUAGGCAACCUAACGUUUGCAUAUUGAGGGCGUCAUACUUUCGAUUGAAACUGUUUAAUAAUCAAACCGGUGAAAUGUUUAAAAAUAUUUUCUAUUUUCAAUAAUUAAUUAAUAUUAUUCUGGACUGAAAUUUGUUAGGCAACCCAUUUGCAAUAUAUAUUUAUUGAGAUAUUAACUUUAAUUUAAAAUAUGUUUCAUUAAAAAAGCAUCGCGGUAAAGGUCGUUUUAUAUCGGGAUCCUAUAUAAUUACAAUAACAAUGUACCUUCAGAAAUUAAGUGCACUUAAUUUAUUCACUUUAUAGCUGUUAAUUUAAACGAUCAUGGAUUAUUUAAUUUGACCAGUCAGAUCACAAGGGUCAUAUUACUUGUAAAGUAUUAAAAUUUUGUAGUACUGGCGUUAAAAUAAACCUUAGAAAAUAAUUAUGGUGCCUUUUGUAUUCCACGAAUCCUGCAGACUAAAAAGAUGUAAAUCUAAAAGUACCUAUAUUCUACUUACUAUAAAUGUUAUUGCUAAUGAUUAUUGCUUGAACAGUUGUCUCAAGAUGCCUGGUAACUUUUCUACAACCCUCAUGUAAAUAUUAUAUUAGUAACAUACUGCUAUUUAUACCUACUUUAUAGAAUAAAAUAUUUUAAGCAA